Messenger RNA from Trichomonas vaginalis G3, 321 nucleotides. RefSeq names its product protein of unknown function, DUF4108 family. The annotation marks the transcript as partial. Lineage: Eukaryota; Parabasalia; Trichomonadida; Trichomonadidae. The transcript has a single exon. The record is from RefSeq and is a predicted model, not a curated record.
UCUACAUUUGACAAAAUUUGGAACAUUGCACCAGUUAAGUUUGCUAUUGUGACUAAAAAUGGUGCGAAAUUUGAAGACUUAGACAUAGAAGGUUUGUUAACAGUCAAAGAAAAUUUUGACAGAAAGUUCUCAAAACUCGAAGAAGGUAAAGCAUACAAACUUGUUAUACCUUAUGAACCAAAGAAAGCAGACGACUAUGAAUAUUAUGAGUCUAAGAUAGUUGAAGUUCAAGGUAAAUUGGGUAAAAAGAUUUUAGAGUCUAAGCCAGUGUUUACUCCUAAAGAGGAAGAGAACAUUGACAUUGACCCAGAAAUGUUCUAA